Messenger RNA from Aspergillus aculeatinus CBS 121060, 1669 nucleotides. RefSeq names its product 5'-methylthioadenosine/S-adenosylhomocysteine nucleosidase family protein. Gene Ontology annotation, biological process: nucleoside metabolic process. The coding region runs from base 209 to 1294 and encodes 361 amino acids. The transcript is spliced from 3 exons. NCBI's taxonomy places the organism in Eukaryota, Fungi, Ascomycota, Eurotiomycetes, Eurotiales, Aspergillaceae. The record is from RefSeq and is a predicted model, not a curated record. Gene Ontology annotation, molecular function: catalytic activity.
CGCCCGGAGCACUGCGCUCGGAAGUUGGAACGACUCAAACCGUUUCUGCAGGGAGGUAUAGGCAGACGAUACGCAAUAAAUCAUCUGACUUACCAUAAGAGUAUUCGAUCCGACUGCUGAUUCGAUCCGACUGCUGAUUCGAUCCGACUGCUGAUUCGAUCCGACUGCUGACAAGGAAUUGGAGAACGCUUUACAGGAGGAAUAGAUUAUGUUGAAGCGAAAGACAUCUCCACCCCCCAUCUCCCCGGAGAGGCCCGUCCGAACCAAGCUCGCGAACCAAGCCUCACUGAACUACUACACAGUAGGCUGGAUAUGCGCCUUGGAGGAAGAAUACGAAUGCGCCUGCCGCAUGCUAGACGAAGAGUAUGCCGGCCCCGAGACGCUUCCAGACGGCGACGACAACACCUACGCCUUCGGUAGAAUCCGAAACCAUGGGGUCGUUGUGAGUUGUCUACCGGCCGGCCGGUACGGUACCGAGUCUUCCUCGCGCGUGGCGAGAGACAUGGUGAGGACGUUUCCACGUCUACGGUUUGCAUUGCUGGUAGGCAUCGGAGGCGGAGCGCCGACAGCGGAGACGGAUAUCCGGCUGGGCGAUGUGGUGGUCAGUACGCCGCAGGGGACACUCGGGGGUGUCAUUCAGUAUGAUCUGGGCAAACGCCUGCCCGACGGUCGGUUCAAGCUGACGGGGCAGUUGAAUGCUCCGCCGGACAAGCUGCUCUCGGUCGUUGGGGAUCUGCUGCGGCGGUAUAAUGAUCCCAGGAAGCCGGAUUUUGUCGCAGAGCAUAUUCGGCUCGUGGAGGAUGUGUCGGGGUAUCAGCGACCGCAGCGGGAUGAUUUGUACCGUGCCGAGUAUCAGCAUGAGGAGGGAAAGGCCUGUGAGGGGUGCGAUGCCACGCAGACUGUGCCGAGGCCACAGCGAAGCAGUCGGCGGGUGAUAGCCGUGCAUCACGGAACGAUUGCAUCGGGGAAUUCCGUGAUCAAGGAUGCCGCCACGCGGGACUUUUACGCCCACAAUCCAGAGCUGAAGGUUCUGUGCUUCGACGGGGAAGCUGCCGGGGUGAUGAAUAACCUGCCUUGCCUGGUCAUUCGUGGCAUUGGGGAUUAUGCGGACUCGCAUGAUAAUGAGCACUGGCGGAAAUAUGCUGCCUUGACCGCUGCGGCGUAUGCACGCGAGCUCCUUCUUUCUCUGAGAUCACGGGCUGUGGAUGUUGUACCGUCGUGGGUUGCCCGGAUCGAGGAUGAAGUGGUGCAAGGUGAGUCGGAGAAUACAUCAAUCGCUGAUGGGCUAUGCUAAGACACACGCGAGCAGUGGCGCGUACAGUUGAGAUGAUAGAUGAGAAGACUGAGGUCCUUUUGCAGAGGAUGAAGCUUCUCGAAGACAGACUCGACCUGGUAGGGCUUCCCAGAGUCAACGGGGCCGUAUUCAAUGAGCAUAUGCACCAAUACAAAGAUGAGUGUCUCGAGGACACUCGCAGUGAUGUUUAUCGUCAGAUCGCGGAGUGAGCAGGAGGUCCCAACGACAAGUCCAUCCUCGGCAGGUGAGGUUAGAGAGGUUGGAGGGGAAGAGCAGGUUCUGACAAACAGAGACCAGUGAGGGGCUGGUGGAAGGAAUUCGCUCUGUUGAAAGAGCCAGUGCUGAUUCUGUAAUACCGCUACCCCAUGUGCCCUU